Dermacentor albipictus is the source of this 4120-nucleotide messenger RNA. Its product is annotated as formimidoyltransferase-cyclodeaminase-like. The record is from RefSeq and is a predicted model, not a curated record. NCBI's taxonomy places the organism in Eukaryota, Metazoa, Arthropoda, Arachnida, Ixodida, Ixodidae. Gene Ontology annotation, molecular function: transferase activity; folic acid binding.
UGUUACAACCCAGGCGGCGCCGCUGCCGCUACUACCUGUGACAAGGUUCACUAGCAGACGAUAAGCGUAACAACCACUUCUAUGUGUAGCACUCCUUCCAGCCACCGAAGAGCCUGCAUCGUUUCCAAUUAGCACUGCUCCAACAUGCGUACAAAGAUCGUGGAAUGCGUGCCCAACUUUUCUGAGGGCCAGGACCAAGAGGUUAUUGACGAGAUAACAAAAGCCAUCAAGUCGACGCAAGGCGUGUCUUUGCUGGGUGUCGAUCCAGGUUCUUCAACCAACCGAACUGUGUACACAUUUGUGGGCUCACCUGAUGCAGUCAUCCAGGGAGCACUCAAUGCUGCUAGGGUUGCCUACAAAUGCAUUGAUAUGACAAAGCAUAAAGGAGAGCAUGCCAGGCUUGGAGCACUAGAUGUGUGCCCAUUUAUUCCUGUUCAAGGCGUUGAGAUGGAGGAAUGUGUCUAUUGUGCCAGAAAGUUUGGAGAGAAGCUUUCAGCAGAAUUGAAUGUGCCUGUUUACCUCUAUGGCUUUGCAGCACAGCAGGACUACAGGCGUAGUGUGCCACAAAUUCGUUCAGGCGAAUAUGAAGGACUCUGCGAGAAGAUCCUAAAGCCUGAAUGGAGACCCGACUAUGGACCGGCAGAGUUUGUGCCACAGUGGGGAGCCACCAUGUCAGGGGCUCGCAAGUUUCUCAUUGCAUACAACAUCAACAUCCUCUCUACCAAAGAGCAGGCACACCGCAUUGCACUCGACAUACGAGAGGAAGGAAGGGGCAAGGGACAGCCUGGUCUUCUCAAAAGUACACAAGCUGUAGGCUGGUGGCUCGAAGAGAACAACAUUGCACAAGUGUCAGUGAAUGUCCUGGACCAUGACAUAACACCAGUUCAUGUUGUGUAUGAGGAGAUCGCAAGAAUCGCAAAGUCAUUAAAGCUAGCAGUCACAGGCUCGCAAAUAGUGGGCGUCGUUCCUCUAAAGGCCAUAUUGGCAGCAGCCGAAUUCUACAUGAAGAAGGAGAACCUUUUUGUUCUCGAAGAGGACCAGAAGGUCCACCUGGCCAUCAACCGGCUUGGGCUCAAUUCACUUGGCCCAUUCAAUCCGUCGGAGCGCAUCAUUGAAUACAUGCUGCCUGAUGACAGACUGGGGCCAUUGGCACAGAAAACCUUGUGCCAGUUCAUCCACGUAGUCGCAGCCAGGACACCAACACCGGGUGGCGGUUCUGUUGCUGCUGCUGUAGCCUCUCUCGGUGCUGCUCUGGGAGCCAUGGUGGGCAAGAUGACUUAUGGCAAGCGGCAGUGGGAGCGCUACGACGAGCAGAUGCGUCGACUCAUUCCCAUAAUGCAUCACACUAUGGAUGAACUGCUGCCCAUGGUAGAUGCUGACACAGGGGCAUUCAACGACUACAUGGCUGCUCACAAGUUGCCCAAGAACACCUCCGAAGAGGAAGAAGUCCGUGAAGCUGCAAUGCAGGCUGGCUUAAAAAAGGCCAUUGCUGUCCCACUGGGGGUGGCUCGGUCUGUCAGCAAGCUGUGGGACACCGCCAGGGAGCUGGCCUCCAUCAUCAACAUCGGGGCAAGAGCAGAUUUGCAGGUUGGUGCACGCUGCCUUGAAACUGGCGUGUUUGGAGCCUACUAUAAUGUCAUCCUGAACUGCCAAGGACUACAGGAUGAGGCUUACAGAGAUGAGGUUUUGAAAGAAAUUGAACAGUACCGGGAAGAUGCAAUAAAAGGUUGUGCUGAUAUACUUGGCAUUCUAGAGAAGCGCAUAUCAUAGGUGUGGAAAUGCCCACCUACGCUACUUAAAUCAAAGCAUUCCUGAAUUUUGCUGUCAACGAGACAUACUUUCGUGCAUGUCUACAUGUGAGAGACAAGUUUGGAUCCUGUUUACAGUAUGUUUAUACAUUUAUACACUUUUAUACCCUGUAGAUUUACCCUAUACACAUGUAUUGCAUCUUACAAGGCUCCUUGGCCAUAAUUGGAAUCAUGUUAAUGGAUGCUUAAAGUGACAAAACAUUUAUAUUUCCUGGGUAUAUUGUGGUGAAAGGCUUGUAAAGUCUCACUUUUGUGAUUGUAACGUGGGAGUGAAACUUCUGUUCAGACAAAGUCUAGGAUGGACUAUCUUGAUUUGGUUUUAUCUGCAGGUGUUUUUCCCUAAAGAGCUGUUUUUGCAACAUUAUAAAUGUUGUUUAAAGCAUAUUAUUUCAAUCUUAUUUUUCUUUAGCAUCUUACUUUCUUUAUUGCUGUUUCAUGACAUGUAAUUUGCAAGAGUAUUGUGUUCCUUAGACAUUUCUGUUUGUUGCUUAAAAGACAAAUGUUAAUGAAGAAUUUCUGCUUGAAUCUAAGAGAUAUACAUUGGUCUUAGUGCAUUUAGUGUUGUUGCAACAAAAAUAUUGUAGCAGCACAAGUAUAUAUUUUGCUCAUGGUUUGAAGAAUUGGCAGCUUCAAAUAAUUCCUAUAUGUACAAUCAGUAAGUGGAGCUCUUCUUGUUGCAAUAUGAAUGCAUCAAAAGCUUAACUUAAAGCUGGUUAACUUGAGAAUUCAGAUCAUUUCUGAUGUCUGCACAGAAUUGGUGAAUGUAUAUUUAACUAUGACAUCCAAGUACACAAACUAAUUGAACCAAGUGCCGCUUACUGAUGGCAUUAGCUAAACUAGGAAUAAAGUACAAAGCAUUUUUGCCAUGUCUUCAUGUUCCUUCUAAGGCACUAAAGCACAUUUGAAAGCUGGGCUAAUGAAUUAUCCUGUGAGUUAUUUCAGAACUGAAAUAUUCAUCGUUUCAAAGAGGAAGUUUAAAAACAAAUGUGAACCACUGAACAGAGGCCUUUGACACCUGCUGUGACACCUUGUUGCCAGCUUCAGGAGCUAGGCACAUGUUCCACUACAGAAGUGUAAGUGCAGCUGUUAGUUUCCUUUACAUUAGAGAAAUGGCGAUGAUCUGCUUCUUAGUCCACAGCUUUCACACUACCAUGGCUGAGGAGCACAAACAUUCCAUGUUUGUCAGUCUGUGAUCCAUGUGUGCCACUUUGAAGUGGAGCGCAUGGUGAAAAAAUUCUGGUCAUGCGGUAUACUUGGGCAUUAGAAUAACUGAUAAACAUACAUGUCUGGCAUGUCUGGCACAAAGCAGGACUGACAUUUUUAUUACCCAGACUAUGGUAGUGACAAUGACUGGUUCACUGGCAGAGCAGCUAGACUGUGGGCAGGACCAACACAUCCUAGAUAACUUGCCAUGCCUGCACAUCAUUUGAAAUGAAGCCGUGAAGACCCAUGUAAACAACAGAACACUACUAUAGUGGCAUUUUGUUUGGUUUAUCUUCACAAAGCAUGGUCUGCAGCUGAAGCACUGGUCUUCCUAGGGGGCGUUGUGUCACAUGAUGUGCUGGCUAGGUAGUUAUCUAAGAUGCUUUGGAAGGGCCUGCUCUCAAAUGCCAUUUGGAAUAAAUUCUGUGUGAAAAAUUUUGGAGGUGAGAUCAAGAAGCUGCAUGUUUGGGACAACUACUCGGUGCUUGUGUUAAUUUCUAUAAGCAUAUUGUGCCUUAUACAAAGGCAUCACUUGUACUGGUAUGAACACAGCUAUGAAAUGGUGGAAAAGUACAAGCUUUAGCAAAAAAGUAGCAUGGGUUUCCCCCAAAUGAAUAAAUUAGUGACCAUGAGUUGUCACAUAUACACUUUACAUGUUACCACAGCUGUAGGUAUCCGAGACUGUGGAGCUGUAAGCAUUUUUUUACAGCAUGCAUUUACUGAAAUUGCUGAAGUCAUACUUUACUGUUUGUUUGUGGUGGUGAAUUGUAUAUUAGGAAUAUGUUAAGUCUUUCAAGGACACGUCCUGCCCUUCAUAUGUCAUAUCAACCCAUGCUCAACAAGUACAAUUUGUACCAAACCCAUAAGCCACAUGGAGACAGCCAGCAGGACUGUAGCAAAGGUGUGGUGAACAAUAAUGGCAUAAUCAUGUGGUUGUGAUCAAAGUAUAGUGCUGUAUAUCCUGAAAACAGACUCCUGGUGAUAAAGUAUUUUGUCAAGCAUGUUCCUAUGUGUAGAGUGUCAGUGCUGUAUGACCAAAGCUGUAAGCUGCUUUUUUUGUCACACUGUGUGAUCAAAUGUAGAAGCAAUAAAGCUUGUAAAAAACAUAA